GCCAGUGCUCUGUGAAAUCCCUCCUGCGGCUCUGAGAGCUGGGAGUGUGAGUGAAUGUAGCCCCGCAGAGCCAAUGAGCUGGGACCGGAUGCAAUAUAUCCUCUGGGACAACAACUGCUCUGUUCCUCCUCAGUUCCACAUGACGCCAUUUACUGCUGCAUAUCCCAGACCUCCGGAAAGAAAGAGAGCAGAGAAACUCCAGCCCAGCUCAGAUCACAGUCAUCUAAACACACAACAACAAGCACUAGGACCCAACCCCCAAAACAAGCAGCGACUGCAAGCUCCUAUGUCUCAUGCAGCACUCCAGAGAGCAGAUCUGUAACACAUUACAAGCUGGUUUCUUUUAAACUUCGGUGGAAACAAGUUUUUUGGGGGUAUUAAAUUUACUUUUUGCACGACUGCUUUUGCAACUUUUUUUCUUGCAUUCAAGGAUUCUGCAACUUAUUGUUGGUGAACUUCACAUGUACAUAUUUUAAUAAAGAAAAAAGUUGUUGAAGAAAGAAGCCUGCAUUGGGUCUAUUUACACUUUGGAAUCUUGCGUUUUUGUUUGUUUUCCUUAUUUGGAACAUUUCCUAUCGGACUCUGCAAGUUUGGCUACAAGUAUCUCUCGGGAUUGGAUUUGUUUUUGCUAAAGUGCGAGUACAAAAUAACAAUCUAGGGGCGAGGAGUUUCUGAGUGGCCACGGAUACGGAUUUCAGAUGUGUUCUCAGUCUACUGGAGUGAACACUCUUCAGAGUACUGAUGGAUGCAAGAGUACAAAAUGGCAGUGGAUCCCAGCCUUUGCUUCAGGCUCGGCGUGACAACACGAGACAGCAUGGUGAUACAGACCCAAGGGAUAUUCUAACGCAGCAAGUUCAUGUUUUAUCUUUGGAAGAGAUAAGAGCCAUAAGGAAUACUAAUGAGUAUACAGAAGGGCCAACAGUGGCACCACGGCCUGCAAUUAAACCUGCUCCACGUCAGCUUACCCAAAACAAAAAUGAAAGAAUACUUGUGGUAACUGAUCAGAGACAAUUUAACAGGAGUCCUAUUUCUUCACAAAUGCAUUCAUCAUCACGGGCACCUUUGUCUCGAUCCAUAAGCACCGCUAGUUCAGGAUCUCGAGGUAGUACAAGGACAAGCGCAAGUAGCAGUCCGUCAGAACAGCGACUGCUCGGAACCAAUUCUGGAUUGGUUACAGACAGAAUAAUUCGUGUACAGCCCAAAUCUGAGCUAAAAUCAGAAGAGUUAAAGCCCUCUAGCAAAGAAGACUUAAGCUUGCAUGCAUGCAGGUGUGAAGACUGUGGCAAAUGUAAGUGCCAAGAAUGCACUUAUCCAAGAACUCUUCCUUCUUGUUGGAUUUGUGACAAACAGUGCCUUUGUUCAGCACAGGAAGUGGUUGACUAUGGGACUUGUGUUUGCUGUGUAAAGUCCCUUUUUUAUCACUUUUUAAAUGAUGAUGAGGACAAUUGUGCAGACAACCCUUGUUCAUGCAGUCAGCCACACUGCUGUACUCGCUGGUCUGCCAUUGGUGUCAUGGCUAUGUUUUUGCCAUGCCUGUGGUGUUAUCUUCCAGCCAAGGGAUGCCUUAAAUUAUGCCAGGGCUGUUACGAUCGGGUAAAUCGGCCCGGUUGUCGAUGCAAGAGGUCAAAUACAGUUUAUUGUAAAGUUCCACAACUUCAGCCUAGAAACUUAGAAAAACCAACAUAGCACAGCAAAACGUUAAAGAAAAUUAACAGAACUGACUAUUAGCAAAUGUAUACAACCAGCUAAAGUUUUUAUCAUCUUUGCAUAAUUAGUAAAGAGCUUUGGGAUGCUUUCCAGUUUGCCGUGAAAUAUUUUUCAUAUGCUAUCUUAACUGAAAGGCUUGUUAGAGAAUUGCUAAUUAAGCUCAGAAUAGGAUCCAGUGAUCUGUGACCCACAUAUUAUUAUAUAAGCUAAAGCAACACAGACACUCCUACGCAAUUGUGUAUUUUGUGAAUAGUACUUGCAACAUUUGUAAAUUAGCAUAUGACUUUCAAAAAUUGUUUUUCUGUCAGAGAUAAUGUGCUAUAUUUUUGUACAUAAACAAUAUUUACAACUGUGAAAAAUAGUGCCCAUGUGUACGGCACAGUCACAAAUUUUACUAAUGUACAUUUGACAGAAUGUGAAUCAAUCAGUAUGGUUAGAUUGUACUUUGCCUUAUGGAACUUUAAUAUUACCAGACUUUUACUCUUCAGACUUUCUGUAUAUUGUACAGUUACAGUAAGAUUCAACUUUUAUUUUCUAAUUUUUCAACAUAUUGUUUAGUGUAAAGUAUAUUUAUUUGAAGUUUUAUUAUUUUAUAAAAGAGAUAUUUAUUUUAAGAGGCAUCUUACAAAUGGUCCCCUUUUUUAUGAUAUCAGUUUCUACAAAUAGGGCGACUGAUGCAUAUGUUCACUAUAAAAUAGAAAAUAUAUUAAUGUUUGAAAUUAAA
Bombina bombina (fire-bellied toad) is the source of this 2431-nucleotide messenger RNA. It is a transcript of the gene SPRY2, whose product is annotated as sprouty RTK signaling antagonist 2. The record is from RefSeq and is a predicted model, not a curated record. The transcript is spliced from 2 exons. NCBI's taxonomy places the organism in Eukaryota, Metazoa, Chordata, Amphibia, Anura, Bombinatoridae. The coding region runs from base 742 to 1686 and encodes 314 amino acids. Gene Ontology annotation, biological process: multicellular organism development; negative regulation of MAP kinase activity; negative regulation of Ras protein signal transduction. Gene Ontology annotation, cellular component: membrane; cytosol.